AUGACCACUAACACUGCGACGUACUAUGCGCUUUGGAUAGCUGUGCCGGCUCUCGUGUCCUGGCUUCUUCUUCGAAAGCGGAGACGGAAUCCUCGACGACUUCCGCGACCGCCUGGUCCGAAAGGGAUGCCUCUCAUCGGGAAUGUGUUGGACAUGCCUGCAAAGUUUCAGUGGAAAGUAUUUCAGGAAUGGAAAGGCAAAUACGGCGAUAUGAUUUUCCUCGAAGUUCUCAAUCAGCCCAUUUUGGUGCUGAACUCGCUGUCCAGAGUAGAGGACCUCCUCGAGAAACGUUCGUUGAACUACUCGAACCGACCGAAAGCACCGAUGCUGCGAGAAUUAAUGGGGUGGCAAGAUAUCUUCCUUGUCAUGGACCUUGGGCCGCGACUUCGCGACUACCGGAGGACAUUUGCGCAAUAUUUCACGCAGGCGAAGGUUCAGCAGUAUCACCCCGCUAAGCUCGAAUGUGUACAACGCCUUGUUUCCCGUUUAUCCGAUAAUCCCAAUGACAUUGUUAAACAACUCCACACAUACACUGCAGAUGUCAUCGCCAAAGUGGUAUAUGGCUUUAAUAUCGAAGAUCAUCCACGGUACAUAGCCCUGACAGAGAAAGCGGUGGAGUCCUUCGAAGAGGCGGCAAUCCCUGGACGAUUCCUGGUGGACGUAUUUCCAUUUUUGAAGUACAUCCCAAGCUGGAUGCCCGGGGCCGGAUUUCAGAGGUUCGCUGUGGAAUCUAAAAAGUCUAUCAGACAGCUGUUGAAUCAUCCCUUUCACAUUGUCGAAGAGAACAUGGCUCGAGGAAGUGCUUCGUCGUGCAUCGUUUCGGACAUGGUUGAAAGGCUACCAGAAGACGGUACGGCCAGGGAACAAACUAGGACUAUGUUUCGCCACGUCGCUGGGACUGCUCAUAUAGGUGGCUCAGAUACAAAGCGGAUCCAGGCAGAGUUGGAUGCACAGCUUGAUCGAGGGGAUCUCCCGACCUCUGAGACUUGCGAGAAUUUGCCAUACCUCAAGGCAGUCGUCAAGGAAUCGCUGCGUUGGGUGACUGUUGUGCCUUUUGCAUUCCCUCACGUCGUGGCCGAGGACGAUGAAUACGAUGGGUACUUCAUCCCAAAGGGUACCGUUGUGCUAACGAACAAUUGGGCCAUUCAGCACGAUUCCGAGCUCUACUCGAAUCCAUUCAAAUUUAAUCCUGAGAGGUUCCUUGAUCCCUCUAACAAGGCUCCUGAUUCGAGCGCGACCGCGUUUGGCUACGGCCGUCGCAUCUGUCCCGGGAUGCACUUUGCCUUGGAUACGUUGUAUAUCUUCACCGCCUCUCUUUUGCACACUUUCGAGGUUUACUCGCCUACACCGCUCUCGGAAGAUUUGGAUUUGAUCGAUGGGCCUUUAUCCGGGCUUCCUCACUUUGUGUGCAACGUUCGGCCAAGGUCCAGUGGGAGAGCUGCAUCAUAA
Messenger RNA from Coprinopsis cinerea okayama7#130, 1449 nucleotides. Its product is annotated as cytochrome P50. The record is from RefSeq and is a predicted model, not a curated record. Gene Ontology annotation, molecular function: oxidoreductase activity, acting on paired donors, with incorporation or reduction of molecular oxygen; heme binding; monooxygenase activity. Bases 1 to 1449 code for a protein of 482 amino acids. The transcript is spliced from 11 exons. NCBI's taxonomy places the organism in Eukaryota, Fungi, Basidiomycota, Agaricomycetes, Agaricales, Psathyrellaceae.